AUGGUGUUUGUGACUAAACUACCUACUGAAAACUUUUCUUAUCCUAGAGGCAGCAAAGUCUCCAAAUUCUUUGCUGGGAUUCCUCUAAUAGACCUUUCAAAACCAGACUCCAAACAGCUCAUCGUCAGGGCUUGUGAGGAGUUUGGGUUCUUCAAGAUCAUCAACCAUGGUGUUCCAAUGGAAUUCAUUACCAGGUUGGAAUCUGAGGCCAUCAAAUUCUUCUCCUUGCCACUUUCUGAGAAAGAAAAAGCAGGGCAACCUAAUCCAUUCGGAUAUGGUAACAAGUAUAUUGGGAAGAAUGGUGAUGUUGGUUGGGUGGAGUACCUUCUUCUAACAGCCAACACAGAAUCCAAUUCCCAGAGAUUUUUAUCAGUUUUUGGACAGAACCCAGAAGAGUUUUGUUCUGCUUUGAAUGAUUAUAUAUCAGCUGUGAAGAAAAUGACAUGCGAGAUUCUUGAACUGAUGGCUGAAGGAUUAAAGAUUCAACCGAGGAAUGUGCUCAGCAAGCUUUUGAUGGAUGAACAGAGUGACUCUUACUUCAGGUUAAAUCACUACCCACCAUGCCCAGAGCUUCAAGAUUUGAGUGCCAGAAAUGUGAUUGGAUUUGGAGCGCACACAGACCCACAAAUCAUCUCUGUGCUGAGAUCCAACAACACAUCUGGCCUCCAAAUUUCAUUGAAAGAUGGGAAUUGGAUUCCAGUCCCACCUGAUCAUAACUCCUUCUUCAUCAAUGUUGGUGACUCUUUGCAGGUUUUGACCAAUGGGAGGUUCCAAAGUGUGAGGCACAGGGUUUUGGCCAAUGGUUCAAAAUCAAGAGUUUCAAUGAUUUAUUUUGGGGGGCCACCCUUGAGUGAGAAAAUAGCUCCACUGCAAUCUGUCAUGAAAGGAGAGGAGGAAAGCAUGUACAAAGAGUUUACAUGGGUUGAGUACAAAACCUCUUGUUACAACUCAAGACUAGCUGAUAAUAGGCUUGGAAACUUUGAGAGAAUUGCAGCCUCAUAA
Molecule: messenger RNA, 1002 nt
Organism: Prunus armeniaca (apricot)
Lineage: Eukaryota; Viridiplantae; Streptophyta; Magnoliopsida; Rosales; Rosaceae
Source: the annotation of a GenBank genome assembly